AUGAAUCUCCUCCUUCUGGCAGUAGCUCUGGGGCUCGCAGGUAGAUAUUCACGAUUUUAUUUUUUCGAAACCGAAGACAUUUAAAUCUGAAAAGCUAACUGGUUUCUCUUUUGUCUUGCUGCAGGAGCGUCUCCUCUGCCAGACAGCAAGGUUUGCCAACCUCACUCCAGACCCUGGCAGGUCUACAUUCACAGUGAGCGAUCAUCCUGCAGUGGAGCUCUUAUUAACCAAUGGUGGAUAGUAACCUCCUUUGACUGUGCGCCCAUGUAAGUACCAAAGUCUGCUAAAUGAAAGCUUAAUGGCGGAUUUGAACUGGGCUUUGUGUCUUGCAGUAGAAUUUUGCUUUUUGUGCCUGAGAGGUAUUUUAAUCUAUGAUUUCAUUCCUAUUUAUUUCCCUCAAAGAAUUUUUUCAGUAAAAGCACCUCUGCCUUUUAUAAAACCUGGGUGAAGUGUUUGAGAUACUGUGUUUUUCAAAUUCAACAAUGCAUCACAGUGGUCUACUCUUUUAUUAGCACCUUUCAUUCAACAGCACUUUGACCCCCAGUCUUCAGCACUAGAAAUUUUCCGAAAAAAAGCAGAAAGUAAGAAAACGUAUUAAUUUGAUUCCUUCCCUUGUGUGAAAAUUGUUCACGUUUUUCUAUUCUGGGGGCUCGCACAGGCUGUCCUGAUACAUGUAUUUGGUCUCAUGAAUCAGUGACGUAUGAUUGAUUAUAAUGUCACUUUAGCAAAGCUACUGAUUCUAUAAUUUCUUUCAGUUUCUUUGGCUCACUUCUCAAAUGACAAUUUUAGUCCUUGAAACAGUUUACAACACUUUUCAGAAGAUUAAGCACAACAGGAGCUCAAAUUCUGCUGAAGUCCUUCUCAAGUUGCGAACUUUUUAAAUAUCUAGGAAAUUGUUUCAAGCAAUAGUCUACAAUUAGAGGAACUUGUGGUUGAACAAAUCUUGGAGAUCAAAAUAAACGAUUGAUUUGUUUCACUUGUUCAAACAUUUUAGAAAUCUUCGACUUAACAAAAUAUCGUAUAUUGGUACAUCCAAACUUUAUAUAAUAGUGGAGAGACUGUGAUGUUUUAUGAAUUGAUUUUAAGUUUUGAACGAAUAAACGACAGAAGCAGCAGGAUGUUGAGUGACUCUAGUGCUGUACCCUUCUUUACCACACUAUAGCCCAAAAGUUUUCCUCUUUUUUUGCAGUGUGAGUUAUCUAUUUUCUUUUAAGUAUACUGUGAGUUUUACUGACUGAUCCAAAUUGUACAUAAGUGCUUCUUGGCAUUGCUAAGCAUUUGAAAUGUGUACUGCAAAACUUUAGACUCCUGAAAUCCAACGGGUGUUAUAUUUGACACCCAUGUAAGAUGAAAAAAUGUCAUUGGAAAAAGCUGGCUUUUUGAAAUUGCAACAAAAAGAGCGAUUUUGUGUAGCUAUAGCAUCUCCUCAAUUAAAGCUUUAAGUUCCAGUUUAUUAGGACAUCAUCAGAGAAGCACCAAAGAAACAUAUUUAUAAACCUGCUGUACAUGUCUGAGUGUGGCCUCCUAAACCCUAACAAACUACAGGCUUCCUCUCCUUGUCCUUUCAGACCCUACAGCAGCUUUGCGUCUCUGGGAGAACACGAUGUGACUGUGGAGGAGGGCACGGAGCAGCACAUUCAGAUCGUCGAAGUCAUCAGGCACAGUCCCUACCGCUCACCCUUCCACAGUCUGGCCUUGGUCCGUCUGGCCGAACCCGCCCACCUCGAUCAGCAUAUCAAGCCCAUCCCUCUUCCCACUCGAUGCCCACAGCCAGGAGAGACCUGCUACGUCAGCGGCUGGGGAUUCACAGACCCAAAUCAAUGUGAGUGGAUUUAAAGGUGCUAAUGUGGCUUUAACACCUCAUUAAUCUGUCACCAGGUUACAAUUCAGAAUAAAGCCAGUCAUGAAAUCUAGUCUACAAGUAUUCCCUGUCCUACAAGACAUCAUUCCAGCCUUCUUUGUCUAAGUAUUAUGUCUCAUGCACAACUCUUAAGCCUGACAAACAUGUUUGAAUCUAUCUGACAAAGCUUUUUUAAUAUUUGCAACCAGCUAAAGAUCCACUACAUGACUAUGUAAGCAGGUAUCAACAUACCAUACAAGCAACAUACUAUUGAGCUUAUGUUACAGAAAUCAAAUCCUUUAACUUUCAUAAACUGGCUAGUAGAUUCACUACGUACAAUAAAGACGCAAUUCAAAAGGAAGAAGAUCAUCUAAUUAGAAGAUUAGAUUCGUCUCUAUCAAUACCAUCAUAUAUUUACGUCCGUUUUAGAGGGCACUGGUUUUAAAAAGUGAUGGUAAAUUUUUAAAUGCUUCAUUAAAGAGAUGCUGUUAGCAACAUAAAUAAAGUUCACUUCAUUUAUAGACCUGACACCCCCCAACCCUCCCAUCUUUAACAUCAUGAUGGAUGUACAUCCCUGAGGCUUUUUAUAAUUACACUACAGAAGUAAUUUGAUUGAACUGACCUUCAGAGAGUCCAGGUGGACAGAGGCUGCAGGCUGUCUGAAGGGAAAAAAAGUGAAGUUAGAGGAGGCAUGGAGUUCAACAAAACAACUGUUUUCCUGUGAUAAAAAAACGGGAAAUUAGAACAGUAUAUUUGUCUUUGUAAUUAAAAUUCCUGUACAUCUCAAAUUAACUAGACAUUCCCAUUAGCACUAACUAACACGGCAGUGAAAGAAAACAGCUUUAUCACGUCACUUCAUGCUGAAAGUUAGGAGUUCUUUUGUGUGUUACUGACUUCGAUAAGCACGUUUCUCUGAGUAAAAUUGCUUAUCAGGACUAACAGUGAGCGGGGCUAACAAAAUGUUUAAUUACUGGGGAAAAAUGACAAUUCUAAACUUAAAGUCCCACUCCGCUCUAUUUUUUUAUCAACUGAAGUGUUCUAAGUGAUCUUUAAAUUGUGAUUGUAAUUUUUAGCCAAAAUUGCAUUACCUGUGUCAGCUUCAAGGGCUUUUCUUCUGCAGAGCUCCAGUAGCUCAUUAACAAUUCACCUUGAGUCGUGGGCGGAGACAGCGCUGCUCUGCACACUCCUCUUCACGGUAGCUUGCGGCCUAACGUUGCCAGUGUAGUAGAAGUGGCAGGUAGCAUAGGAGCUAUACAACUCUCAGACACUAAUGUCUUUGGGGAAAUGAUAGAAGUUAGUAUCAUAAUUAGCAAUUUGCAUCAUUGCCUCUCUACUUCUCCGAGUCUGGCCUGCAUAGCAGGGCUCCCUGGGCGGAGCUUGCAGUUGUGACGUAGGAAAUAUCACUGUGUCUAAGCCUGUCGUUUGGAUAUGACAGAGGUUUACAGCGAUUUGAAUGCAGAAAUACCCAGAAAUGCGAUUUUGCACUUACGUUUUUCAUUAUAUGUUCUCUAGUAUCAGAAAAAUGUCCUAUGAACAUGUAGACAACAAGAAAAACAUGAUUUUUAUGGGAGUGAGUCUUUCAGCUGUGGAGGAGAGGAUAACACCAAACCCUUCCUGCGACUAGUUUUGACUCACACAAUCAAUAUGCAGACCUAUUCUUUUGCUUGGUAGUGCCACCAUAUUUCACAGCUGGUCUCAAAAUACAUUUACAGUAUAUAAUGGAGACCGAGAACUGCAAUACUGAGCAGGGGUAGAUCUAGGAUUAUGGGAGAUCUGAGGCAGAGGGAGGAGAGAUGUAUGCGCAAAGUUCCGGCUUUCUUUUGGUUUUGUUUUUUUAUUGCUGAUACAGAAAAUACAUACCAACUUUAUCUAGACAAAGGUGUUGUCCUGAAGGAUCCACAAACAAACAAGAACUCCAUUUCAUUCUCUUACAUUUGAUGUUUUUUAUUCUCUUACAUUUCAUGCUGGCAGGCACCUCUGCUGUCUUUACUGCUCUGUUCUUCACUCCUCUCCUCUAAACUCGUUUUCAUCUCUUGUGUUCAGAAGUCUUUUUGCUUCACUGUCCACUACGUUCCUUUCCAGCAUUAGUUUGAUAUCUUCGGUACGACUCUGCUCUAAACUCAGUUUCAUCUCUUGUGUUGAAUAGUCAUGUUUGCUUCACUGCACAUGUGCCAGUCAGUGACACAUGUGGUCAUAUUUGAUCAAUUUUACCUUUACUUUAGGUUUUUACCAUGCAGCAUUAAUGUUGUUGUUAUUCAUUUUCAUUGCAUAUGCCCACUGUUAUUACAACUGACGCUAAUGAAAACCAUCUAUUAAAAACUAUAACUUUAUUAGUCCGUAACUCGUCACACACCAGGGGCUCUAUUUUCGUUCGCGCCGGUGAGGUAGCGGAGGGCGGCGAGCCCCGCGCAGUUGUAUUUUCGUCUGGCGGAGCCCGGCGUAAGGCGAGUUUGGUAUUUUCGUGGGCUGAGUCGCACGGAGGCGAGCCGAGAUCCGCCAAGCUGGGCGUGGUGGCGUGGCAGGGGGAGGUGUUGACAGAAUCAGCUGGCGCAGUGACAUUUUCGUGCUCGCCACCGGCGUGUAACGUGCGCUGAAAGCUCGCCGAUUCAAACCUGGUCAGCUUUCAGCGCAAGGCGGAACGCAGCUGGUCUAGUAGUAUUUUGGUAGACCGGCGGCGUAUCGACAUACGUCACCGAUGCCUCACCGGCAGGUUUCCACAGUGUCAGGCAGAUUUCAGUGCAAUAAAUAAUCAUCAACAACUAUUAAUCUGAGUCAGCACAUACAUUUAGAUCUAUAUCGAUAUAUUCUGAUCUAUAUCUGAUCUGAUGAGCGCGUUUGGCACGCGUUUGGGCACACAACCUGACCGAAUCAAUACAGCUGAAACCGCAUCAAAUUAAAUUAAAUAUCUAGUAAAUAAACACACAUGAUGAAGUUAACAAGAUAUGUAAUGUGUCUCCCUCCUUUUCUUUCUUCCUCUUAUUUCUCGCACAGCUCGACCUGGACACGUCUCCGUGUCCUCCGUCCAUCUUGCUUGCUGCUGCGGCUGAACAGAUGAUUUGUUUCAGUGCUCAGAUGCGUUAUCUACUUUAAGCCGACAUAUGGAUAUUAUAAUAUUCAGUUUUGUGGGCCAAAUUUAUUUUAUAUGCCAACAUCUAUGAAAGAAAGAGCCAGGCCACGGAGCGCGAUGCGUCAUUUACGCACAGAUGGUUCCGAUUUUAAUGCCAUUUUUGGAGUUUAUGUUGUGAUCUGUGCGCUAAACCCACCUUUGUCACGUGAGGUUUGAAUAUAUGCAACUUUAUGUGAGUGUCUUUUUUGUGGAAAAGGGUGUUUGUCUUACCAGUGGGUCCAACAUUACGCACACUAAAUCCAUCUGUGCUCAUAUGAGAGAGAGUGGAGGACACUUGUUGAGCAGCUGCCCUCUGUCGCCAUCUUGUGGCAUAACUGUCUUCAGACAUCUCUUGAUCUCUUUGACUACUUCAUGAAAAUAGUAAUACGCCUCGCCGGUGGCGGAUUUAAAGGCAAGGAGAGGAGCUUAUGUGAUUGGUGAAAACAGGUCUCGGCUGUGUUAAACUCACUACACGCCCCUCUCCUCCCCGUCUAUGACUUAUGCUGCCGGGAGGAGCUGAGUAAGGGAGGGGGGAUACUUACGCCGGGCUGCGCGGCUCACCAAAAUACCAAAAUGUGCUUGGGAACGCCUUGCCAGCGCGGCGGAUCUGAUUGACGCUGCGCUUGCGGCACGUCUCCGGCGAGGCACCAAAAUAGAGCCCCAGGUGUUAAAACCCAAUACCUACUAAGGCUACAAAGAUAAUUUUGAGAUAUUUUGUUAUUAUGGCUGUAAAAUGGUCAGAAAAUGCCUAAAGUCUGAGAGCUUUAGUCCCUUUUUCUAACAGUACUUGUACUUCACUUUUCAACACCUGAUUAGUGGUUAUUCCACAUUAUAUAUGGAAUUGUCAGCUGUUGAAAAGAAGAAAAAACUAAAACUUGUUUGUUUUUUCAUGGCUUUUAUGAAAGCAAAUUUUGUAAUUGCUCAUGAAGUUUUGAUUUCACAUUUGAAAAGUUAACCGUUUAGAAUCAGAAACAGUUGUUUUUUCGAGUCUAGGACUCUGGCUGUGCAAAUGAUGCACAGCUUGCUUCGUCUGAACACACCUCUACUUCAGAAGAAGAAUCCUCUAAAUCACCCUCCUUUAAAUAGCUCUCCUCCUACUCCUCUACUAACCGUUGCAGCCGUUUAAUAUAUUACUGUAUAUUUACUACUAUUUACAAAUAUUUAUUACAAUAUUUCUAAGAAAAACUGUAUUUUGCUUGCUCUGUCUUAACUUUUUCUCCACUCUCCUUUCCUCCCUUGCCCCUGUCAGAGUUGUUGCAGUUUUGGUGGUACCGUUCUAAAUUACCGUAAUAUAUACCAUAUAUCAUAUAUUGACAGAAAGCACAGAUGCUCAGCUGUCUGUCAGUGUUGGAAUUUUUCAGAUUGAGCAAACUUUCGAAGAGUUACGGUAUUGAGAAGCUGCGUAGGGCGUUACCAAUACUUCCUGUGUUUUGCAACGACUACCGUAGUAAAUCAUAUAUGUACGCAUGCCCACAACUCUCAGCUUUCCCAACACUGUUCAAAUUUUUCUGAUCGGAUAAACCUUAGCGGAGUUACGGUAAUAAUACUCCGGGCAUACAAAACACAGCGCCGGCGCUUUGGCAGUUAGGUAAAGUAAUUUUAAUGUAAAUUCACAGACCUGAAACAUCUUGUUCCGACGUUGGCGUUCCUGGUGGGUCGUUGCGCCGCGGAAUCAUUAUGUCCAUGAUUCACUUCUAUGUGUAGCUACGUCCAACUGACAGAUCUGGAUUUAAACUCGCGGAAUCAAUACAGGAAACAGAAUCAGAGAGGAGGACAAACUUCUCGGCAGAGCAGGCUAUAAACGCAGGUUACUGUCCCGCUGCUGCUGCCCCUCUGUUGGACUCCGGUACUGCAGGAAGGCUACACUUCAGACUCUGGUGCGGUCAGGCAUAGAUAAACGCUAGAUGGCUUUCGCACGCUGUAAGCCGUCGUCCGCACAUGGCGGCCAUUUUGCUACGAUACGCUCGCCCAGUCGUAACAUUACAGUCUACGGUGCAUGUAGCAUUUAAAUAACCAUAGAUUGCUUAAUUUUAAACCGAUUUUUGAACAGUUUGGUUUGUAAGAAACCUCAGAGUUUUAGUUAUGUUCCUGCAUACUCAAGAAUAAUUAUAACCAUGGAUUUUCAUAAAUAAACAUUAAGCAGAUCUGUAGAGCCAAAGCUAUAGGCCUACACACACAAGGCAGUUAUUUUAAAUCGUUUGUAUAUAAAACAUUUAAUCAUUCCAUGUAUGUUAUAUUAGUAAUAUUUCUAUUAUAGGGAUAACUAUAACAACAUAUAGCAAUAACAUAUAAAUAUUUAGUUUCAAUAUAAAUGUUUGCCUCAUGUUGCCAUUUUAGAUGUUUUUAACAAACCCAACAGCGUAGAAAUCAUGUGCAACUAAGUUAUGUUGAAUCAAAAGAGCAUUUCUGCCUCUCCAACUAAUGUAAAAUUGCUGGGUCAACUUUGUAGUAUGUACUUAGUGUCACUCACAGCGAGCCUGUUAGCCAAGUUACACAGCUGAUAAACACAAGCACAUCCACAAAGACUGUCACUUAGACUAAAUAAAUAAAAAAUAAGGGCUGUGAAACAAGAAAUUAAAAUCUCGAUUGUAGUCUCAGCCUUGACAGCUCACGCAAAGCGACCCAAAGAUAGCCCUUUGGCGCAAACAGCCAUAAACAACUGUGCUGCAUGAUUAAGUCUUUUUUUUUUUCUCAAAGAAAAGCUGCCAUCUCAAUAUGUCCAAGCAUCCCGACUCAUAGCCAUGUUACAAAGGUCUAUAAUAAACAAAACCAUUUGUAAAUCUGUCAAAUUACCCCGCCCCUGGUACUGAGGUAUUACAAACUCAUGCUGUUACAGUAGAAAACACAUGGGGUAACACCAGGGCACAUCAGCAACUAUGCAAAUGUCAGCUGAAUAAAAAUAGUAAAAUACAUUACAGAAUAGAAAUAAACUCUCAUGACUUUGUAGCAGGCUGAAUUUUGUGCAGCAGGUGGGCUUUCACUUGAUGUAACAAGCACAUUAAUAUUCUGGUCAUUUGAGCUCUUACAAGGCAUUAACAUUCUGUUUUAAUAAUGGCCAGAAAUGUCUUACUUUAAUCAGAAGAGUUUCUAAUUGCCUGUCAGAGGGCACAGUCAGUCAUCAACACUAAUUAAAAGAGACCAGACCUUGAAAAUAGCACUUACUCAAAGUUUAAAAUUUAUGCUCUGGUGCAAGGGGUGGUGAUGCAUAAUAACAGGUCAUAAUCCACGGACCGACACAGGAACAGGACUUUAGUCUGAUAUUGAUUGGCAGACUGAUUCAGGAUGUACAGAACAUAUGAGCCGAGUAACAUGUACACAAAAUGAUAAGAAUUUGAACAACUUGAUCAGAACAAUAACACCCUGUUUUUACACAGAUGAAGCCGAUCAAUACCUGAAAUGUUUGACUGUGCCAGUUGUGGAAGACCAGACUUGUAGGGACGCACUCCCGGAGUUCGUGUACUGGAGCGUGGGCAUGGUCUGUGCAGGUCAAAAUAACACGGAUAACUGCCUGGUGAGCAAACACAAAACACACUGUUGAUCAAAAUGUUGUAUUUGUCUCGCCUCUACUGUAUUGCUUUCAUACCACUUCAUCACUCUCUUUGUCCUCAUCCUUAUUAUCUGCCUCACAGCGCUUCCAUUGUUUUGCAUUUCUCAUUGACAGCCUCCCUCUGUUUUCUGUCUUUUUUUCAUAGAAUGAUAACGGCAGUGUGAUGGUGUGCGAUGGCCAGCUGCAGGGGGUUCAAUGGAUCAAGAACGGCUGCAGAGACCCCAACAACCCCAGUGUCUAUACUAAGCUGUGUUUGUACACCAACUGGAUCAGACAGGUGAUCGGCUCUUCAACCCCUACGACAACUAGAGCAACUCGACGGGUGACCCCAUAA
Molecule: messenger RNA, 8827 nt
Organism: Xyrichtys novacula (pearly razorfish)
Lineage: Eukaryota; Metazoa; Chordata; Actinopteri; Labriformes; Labridae
Source: the annotation of a GenBank genome assembly